Molecule: messenger RNA, 1321 nt
Organism: Thrips palmi
Lineage: Eukaryota; Metazoa; Arthropoda; Insecta; Thysanoptera; Thripidae
Product: epoxide hydrolase 4-like
Exons: 6
Coding region: 166-1245 (359 amino acids)
Molecular function (GO): hydrolase activity
Source: RefSeq, a predicted model, not a curated record
CACGCCGGCACGCCACCACGCUUGGGCCGCGGGACCCGUGUUUAGACCGCGUUCGGGCGAACAGUGACUGAAGCUGGCUACGCUGCCGGCAGGCACUCCAGCCUCCUAGUCCACCAAUCUUCCAUCCAGACAGACGACGCAGCGCCGUCAUUCCGCUGCAGCACCAUGGCGCCGCCGGCAGCGAGUCAGCGCACCGCCUCCAUCGGCUGGGUGCUGAUGGCCAGCGUCUACGUCUACUCCAAGGCCUUCGCCUACAGCUGCAUGAUGAUGGGCUUCAUGCUGCUCAAGCAGCUCACCACGCCCCGCUGGCUGUUCGGCUACAAGACGCGCACCACGCCGCCCCAGUGCCUGCAGGACCCGGACCUGGGGCAGCACGGCUACGUCACGGUCAAGGGCGAGAAGUUUCACUACGUCGGGAAGGGAGACCGGGCCAAGCCGCUGAUGCUGUUCGUGCAUGGUUUCCCCGAUUUCUGGUACUCCUGGAGGCACCAGAUGAAAGAGUUCAGCCGGGACUACUGGACGGUGGCGGUGGACAUGCGGGGGUACGGUGGCUCGCCCAAGCCGGCCGAUGUCUUCGACUACGCAGUGCCCCUGUUAGUGGAUGAUAUCAAAGGCAUCGUGACAGCACUUGGAAGGGAGAAAUUUAUCCUCGUCGGCCACGACUGGGGUGCUGUCAUAUCAUGGGCCUUCUUGGACAGGUACCCAGAAAUGAUUGAGAAGUACAUUAUCAUGAAUGGCCCCAAUUCUAAGGUGUUCAUGCAACUGCAAAGAUCAUCUACAUCCAAGCAAUCUUCCAUGUCAUGGUAUAUGUAUCUUUUCCAAGUACCAUACCUAGCCGAAUUGUUUGUGACUUUUGGUGAUUUUGGAUUGUUCCGAAAAAUGCUAUUGGGUCACAAAAGAAGCAGCCCAUUUGUGACAGACGGUGACAUUGAGGCAUAUAAAUACACCUUUUCUCAGCCAGGGUGCAUCACGCCACCAUUCAACUACUACCGAGCUUUUUUCCGUUCAGUAAUAUUGAAGGGCCUUGUUCGUGAGGCUAAGAAGGCCAAGACAGAGAACGUAGAAAGACCUAAAGGAUUGUACAUAUUUGGAGCUAAAGAUGUUGCCAUAGAUGUACAGUGUGUGGGCAUGCUCAAAGAACAAAUUGAAAACCUUGAAACUAAGAUAAUUGAAGACGGAAAUCAUUUUGUCCACCAGGACGAACCUGUGGCUGUGAACAAAUCCAUCCAAUCAUUUCUUAAAUAAGUUGUAAUUUAUACAUUUUAAUCUUACACUGUUAGGUAAUAUAUAAAUAAACAAAUUAUUCUUAACUAAGAGUGAA